Molecule: messenger RNA, 3117 nt
Organism: Knipowitschia caucasica
Lineage: Eukaryota; Metazoa; Chordata; Actinopteri; Gobiiformes; Gobiidae
Source: the annotation of a GenBank genome assembly
AUGGCUCGUUUAGGCCGCGGACUGGGCUCUCCGCGCUGUUUCCUGCCCGUUGUGACCGUGUUCAGGCACCUUUGUGAGGGCACGAUGCAGGACAUGGGGGUCGCCCUGAGUCGGUCCCCUUUGGAGCGGCUCCCCUUCGACAACCAGGCUCUGAAGCGGCUUCCCCUGGACCCGUGUGAGGACGAGGGUGUGCGGCAGGUGAAGGGAGCGUGUUUCUCUCGGGUGAAGCCUCAGCCGCUGACCAGUCCCCGCUUCGUGGCUGUGUCCGACCAGGCGCUGUCGCUCCUGGGGCUCAGCGCGGAGGAGGUGCGUGACGACCCCCGCGGAGCCCAGUACCUGAGCGGGUCAGUGGCGAUGCCCGGGUCGGAGCCUGCUGCCCACUGCUACUGCGGACACCAGUUUGGGCAGUUUGCAGGACAGCUGGGGGACGGGGCAGCGUGUUAUCUGGGAGAAGUGAAAGUGCCCCAUGGACAAAACCCUGAACUUUUGAUUGAAAACCCGAGUGGGAGAUGGGAGAUCCAGGUGAAGGGCUCUGGACUCACCCCUUUCUCCAGACAAGCUGAUGGCCGUAAGGUGCUGCGCUCCAGUAUAAGGGAAUUCUUGUGCAGUGAGGCCAUGUUCUUCCUGGGAGUUCCCACCACCAGAGCCGGGUCCGUGGUGACCUCCGACAGCAUGGUCCAGCGGGAUAUUUACUACACUGGCCGCCCUCGCAAUGAGAGGUGCUCUGUAGUUCUCCGCAUUGCUCCCACCUUCAUCAGGUUUGGCUCUUUCGAGAUCUUCAAGCAGGCGGACGAGUUCACAGGACGUCAGGGUCCCAGCUACGGACACGAUGAGCUCAAAGGACAGAUGCUGGAUUAUGUCAUUGAGAUGUUUUAUCCUGACAUCCUACAAAACUCCAACCGUGUGGAGAGAAACGUGGCUUUCUUCAGAGAGGUGGUGGUCCGUACGGCUCGACUCGUGGCCCAGUGGCAGUGUGUCGGAUUCUGUCAUGGAGUUUUAAACACUGACAACAUGAGUAUUCUGGGGCUCACUCUCGACUAUGGGCCGUAUGGAUUCAUGGACAGGUUUGACCCAGAGUUUAUCUGUAACGCCUCGGACAGCUCCGGUCGUUACUCGUAUCAAGCCCAGCCGGCCGUCUGCAGGUGGAACUUGGCCAAACUGGCCGAGGCUCUGGCUCCCGAGCUGCCUCCCGAGAGAGCAGAGGAGAUCAUCGACGAAUAUAUGGAUCUGUAUAACCGCUUCUACCUGGAAAUCAUGAGGAAAAAGAUCGGUUUGCUCAAAAAAGAGGAGCCUGAGGACGAGAUGCUGAUCACGGAGCUGCUGCAGACCAUGCACAACACCGGCGCUGACUUCACCAACACGUUUCGCACUUUGAGCCAAAUCUCCUGUCCCAGCGAGGGGGAAAACGAGGAGGACGUUAUCAGCCUGGCUGCACGGCUCCUCCUGGAACAGUGUGCUUCUUUAGAGGAGCUACAGACUGCCAACAAGCCAACCAUGAACCCACGGGAGCUGACCAUGCUGCUGUCGCUGGCCCAGAGCAAUCCAGCGCUGUUCCAGAUGAUUUCGGACAGAGCGACCAUAGCCAGGCAGUUGGAUAAGCUCAGCAAACUUAAAGACCUAAUGGAGACCAGCGAAGAGGCGCUAAAAGCUAAGCAGACUCAGGACUGGACAGUCUGGAUCACACGCUACAGGAAGCGUCUGGGGAGGGAGCUGGAAGGCCACGGUGAUGCUGUGCAGGCUGUCCAGGACGAGAGGGUGAAGGUGAUGGACAGCACCAACCCACGCGUGGUGCUGCGGAACUAUAUCGCCCAAAACGCAAUCGAGGCGGCAGAGAACGGAGACUUUUCUGAGGUCCAGAGAGUCCUGAAGGUUCUGGAAAAGCCCUUCUCCUCACAGCCAGGACUAGAGCUUCCCACGUGGGUCGGAAAGAGCGGAGCGGCUGAGGAGGCUGAGAGGGAGGAAUCUGAAGAAGAAGCCGCUUCAUCGUCCACCGUCAGAGCGGCUUUGCCUUACACCAGCAAGCCCCCGACGAUGUCGAAUCGCAUCAGGCCUGGAUACUGCCGUCAGGAUGUAAACAAAACCACUUGGGAAGUCCCGGAGCGGUACCGUGAGCUGCGGCAGGUGGGGACCGGCGCGUACGGGACAGUGUGCUCGGCGGUGGACUCCAGAACCAGAGCUAAAGUGGCCAUAAAGAAACUGUACAGACCGUUCCAGUCAGAGCUGUUCGCCAAACGGGCCUACAGAGAACUGAGGCUGCUCAAGCACAUGAAGCACGAGAACGUGAUUGGCCUCCUGGACGUGUUCACCGCAGACCUGUCUCUGGACAGAUUCACUGAUUUUUACCUGGUGAUGCCGUUCAUGGGCACAGAUCUGGGGAAAGUGAUGAAGCUACAGCGGCUCUCUGAGGAGAAGAUCCAGUUCUUAGUUUAUCAGAUGCUCAAAGGGCUGAAGUAUAUUCACUCUGCUGGUAUAAUACAUAGGGAUCUUAAACCAGGUAAUCUCGCCAUUAACCAAGACUGUGAAUUAAAGAUCAUAGACUUCGGGUUGGCGCGGCAGGCGGACAGCGAGAUGACCGGGUACGUGGUGACGCGCUGGUACCGAGCCCCAGAGGUCAUCCUCAACUGGAUGCACUACACUCAGACUGUGGACAUUUGGUCCGUGGGCUGCAUCAUGGCGGAGAUGCUCCAGGGAAAACCACUAUUUAAAGGCAGCGAUCACCUGGACCAGCUCACCGAGAUCAUGAAAGUCACCGGGACGCCGUCUCAUGAUUUCGUGUCAAAACUUGAAUCCGAAGAUGCCAAAACGUACAUCGAAGCUCUUGAUAAAAUAGAGAAGAAAGAUCUAACGAAAGUGUUUCCAGACAACGAUCCUCAAGCGGUGUGUGUGCUGGAGUGCAUGCUGCUGCUGGACCCGGAGAACAGGGUGACCACGGCUGAAGCUCUCUCGCUGCCAUUUUUCUCCAUUUUCCGAGAACCGGACGAGGAGACCGACGCUCUGCCGUACGACCACUCUUUGGACAACGCCGAACUCACCGUGGACCAGUGGAAGCGUCAUACCUUCACAGAGAUCUUGACUUUCAAACCUGUUUUUCUGGAAACGAAAGAAACUUCACUUUGA